This is a messenger RNA of Aureobasidium musti, 1365 nucleotides long. The record is from the annotation of a GenBank genome assembly. Lineage: Eukaryota; Fungi; Ascomycota; Dothideomycetes; Dothideales; Saccotheciaceae.
AUGUCGCAUCAACAAACUCUGCAACUGGACACCUUACCAGGUGAAAUACUGGAUGAGAUAUGUGAUUAUUUGAACAAGAAGGAGCUGAAAACAUUCCGACUGUGCACCAAGAGAAUAUCCUCUAUCGCGACCACGCACCUAGCGAAAGACUACAUGUUUAAUCUCUGCUCUCUCAUGACACGCCGCAGUCUGGAGAAGCUGGCUGAAAUCUGCGCGCAUCCUCAGUUUGGACCUCAUGUCAGGAAGGUUCACCUCUCUUCCGGCCGCGUUCAUCCCCGAGAGAUGCGUGCACUUAUCGAGAGAGUUGAAGACAUGCAAAGACGAAUCCCAGCUCCGACGUCAGCUCAAGUCAAGCGAGCGAAAGCAAAGAUGCAAGAUGCCAUGAACAGAUCUACGAAAGAGUACGAACUCGAAGCUUUGGGAGAUGCGGUAGCACUGCUUUCUCGCGCAUUCGCUUCUCUUCGCGCUUAUCAGACGCCCAUCAUCUUGGAUGUCUCAGACUUUGAAGUGCCCCGAUGGGACCCAGUCACCAUGUUCCUCGACAGAUACAACCACUUCCAUGGAGAACCGGAGCUUUGUUUCAAGUCAACCAUGGAGCCUUGCCUUCAAGCAAUCUUCCGCACGAAGAUGCAGUUCGCCGAGCUUGAGUUGACCGUCGAUGCACUCUCAAUCGACCCUGAUGAAAGAGGUUAUAACACGAAAGACAUGAGUUCAGAAGAUCUAGAACUGUUGUCUAGCCUAAAGUCCGUGUCUCUCGACAUGAACAAUACGUUUGACGACGCUGGCACUCUAUCUACUGGGCAUAUACUAUCAUAUACCCAUCAACUCGAGGAUCUGACGUACAGACAAGGAUGUGAUGACCUCAAUCGGGAUGAUUGGCUUACACCAGAGCAACAACCUGAACUCUUGCGCAGUCGACAAUUCGAACGUGCCGAUAUCGUACUCGGAUCUGUCAAUUCUGAUGGCUUGAAGUCCUUGUGGCUGGAGUACACCCCAAUAUCUUAUCAUGUUCUUGUCCAGCUAUUGGAAAGGCAUGCCGAUACCUUGAUCACUAUCCACAUUGCGCACACUUGCCUGCGCGACGGCACAUGGGCCGAGGUUUUCUCGUUGGCUCAGAAGGCUUGUCGGUUCGUGACCAGUCUUGAUGCCAUCAAUCUGAGCCAGGCCAGACCAGAUAUAAGGGAUGGCGACUACCGCCCACUUCUGUUGCCCGAAGAAUUGUCUCUUGAGUCGAGCGAUGGUCGAGUAGGAGUAAAUGAAGUUCUUGACAAACUUACCCUCGCUCCUUCUCNNUUGGAAGUAUUGGACAUAAUGGAUAGAAGGCUACGAUCGCAAACCAUGGACAUAUCAGAGCUAGCUCCAUGA